AGAGCAAUUUGCAAAUGUCCCUAACGGCUUCCCGUCCGCUACGUACCAAACCGGAAGAUUCAUCGUUAUCUUGACACGUAGCAACCACAGCCGAAGUUGGCAGUGCUCUGGUUAGAUUUGUCAAACGCGGCGGAGUGAGAGAUGUCGGGGUUUGACAAUUUAAACACUGACUUUUACCAGUCCAGCUACAGUGUAGAUGACCAAAACCAAGGCUACGGCAACGCUGAAAACCAAUACAAGCAAUAUGAUGGUCAGUACGACUAUUCCCAACCCAUGGGCUACUCUCCCCCAGGGAUAAUGCAGCCCCAGCAGCCGUACACGGGACAAAUCUUCCAGCCCACACACACCUACACCCCAUCCCCGUCACAAUCUUUGUAUAGUAGCAGCUUUGAUGACGAGCCGCCGCUGCUAGAAGAAUUAGGAAUCAACUUUGACCACAUCUGGCAGAAGACUCUGACAGUGCUCCAUCCGAUGAAGGCAGCAGACGGCAGCAUCAUGAACGAGACGGAUCUGGCGGGUCCCAUGGUCUUCUGUUUGGCCUUCGGCGCAACGCUUCUCCUGUCGGGUAAGAUCCAGUUUGGCUACGUGUACGGGAUCAGUGCCAUUGGCUGCCUUGCUAUAUACUGCCUACUCAACCUGAUGAGCAUGACCGGUGUGUCCUUUGGCUGUGUGGCCAGCGUGCUGGGAUACUGCCUCCUCCCCAUGAUCCUCCUCUCCAGCUUUGGAGUCAUCCUAUCUUUACAGGGCAUGGUGGGAAUCAUACUUACAUCAGCAAUCAUUGGCUGGUGCAGUCUCUCGGCCUCAAAGAUCUUCAUCUCUGCAUUGGCCAUGGACGGACAGCAGCUGUUGGUUGCUUACCCGUGCGCUCUCUUAUAUGGGGUCUUUGCGCUCAUUUCUGUCUUCUAACAAAAGAUAUAUCAACUGUUUGAAUGAAACGCUCCCCCAAAAGGCACCAAGAUUUUCAGCUCUCACUACAUUCCGACUUGACCAUAAUCAGACUUGAGGGUAUUGUCUCACUCGGUCCCUCAUACACCUUUUUAAGGAGAGGACUGUCAAUAAACCGGGUGAAACCGAACUCUCCCGUGGACCAUGUUGAGCCUUCCAAUGAAUUUUUUAAGGACUUAAUGACUCAAGGACCCUAGCCGUUGGUAAUAAUUAACUCAAGGGAGACCCAAGGAGAUUUAAUUUGCACACCAACAGGGAAAGGUUCUCUAUUAAUAUUAAGGACUGGUGAUAAACGACCCUCAUCAAACCCUGCAUGGGGAACCUCCACUUUACUUCUGCGGAAAGACCAAGGUAGCUCAUUUUUACUUCACCACCCAGAAAUCUUCUUUUCCACCAGGACUGAGCAAGUAAUGAGUCAUUUGCUUAUCGCAGCAUGGAUCUAAUCUCUGAUGUAAAAUCAGCAGCGUUGCUACAUCUAUUGUUUUAUUAUAUUCUCUUCAAAGUCAUUCGACUUGUGCUACCCUUCAAGAAGAAAACCUAGUUUGCUCAAAGGCAAAUGUGAUUAGAUGGUGAGAAUGACCAUUCCGAGAGAUAUUGUACAUUUCCAAGCACACACAUGUCUGAAUAGGUCGUUGCUAUAGUUUGCAUCAUUUUCUCAAAUCUUCAUUUGAGAGUCAUUGUGUUGAUGCUUUGAUUCUUCAUCUGUUGUUCAUGUCUUCUCAUGCACAUUAAAGUUAUCUUUGAAAGUG
Molecule: messenger RNA, 1694 nt
Organism: Pungitius pungitius (ninespine stickleback)
Lineage: Eukaryota; Metazoa; Chordata; Actinopteri; Perciformes; Gasterosteidae
Gene: yipf5
Product: Yip1 domain family, member 5
Exons: 6
Coding region: 142-906 (254 amino acids)
Biological process (GO): regulation of ER to Golgi vesicle-mediated transport; endoplasmic reticulum to Golgi vesicle-mediated transport; vesicle fusion with Golgi apparatus
Cellular component (GO): trans-Golgi network; membrane
Source: RefSeq, a predicted model, not a curated record